This is a messenger RNA of Anopheles arabiensis, 2134 nucleotides long. RefSeq lists its product as uncharacterized. Bases 22 to 1545 code for a protein of 507 amino acids. The transcript has 3 exons. NCBI's taxonomy places the organism in Eukaryota, Metazoa, Arthropoda, Insecta, Diptera, Culicidae. The record is from RefSeq and is a predicted model, not a curated record.
UUAGCGGAGGACGUCUACGAAAUGAAUCGACUACUGCUAGCGUUCGGACUCGUCUGCUUACUGCAGGGACUCUCUGCUGAGCCGAGACCAGAGUUUGCGUUGAACGGCACCGUCCCAGCAAGCAUCCGCAUUACGGCGGUGAAAAACGAUGCUAAUGUCACUGCGACUGCCAUCAAGGCGCUCAACGUGACCACUGUUAACUCCGCAUAUCCAGGGCUAGUCGGCACAAAGACUCAGAUUGAAAAAGUCAUCACCGACUUCGAUACAAAGGCGCAGGCCAUCCUUGCCGCCUACGAUACGCUGCUGGCUGCUAACGAUGGCAACGUCUCUGGACAGUUUGACGCCUUCGUCACCACCAUCAAUGCAACGAUAACGUAUAUCUCGACCGAUGCCAGCAACGUUACGGCCGAGCUGGGCGUGUUCAACUACACUGGCAUCUCGGAUGAGCUGACGGACGCUUUCGAGCGCAUCCUUACCGGAUUGACCGAUCUGAGAGCGAAGACCGUCACUGUGCAGACAGGUAUCCAGGCCGCAGUUAACAGUGCAGGAUCGGCGACAGUCAGUGCGGACAUUCUGCGCCAGUUCGUGCCACUGCGCACCAUGUACGAUCUGCUGCGCGCGGCCAGCAACCUGCGUGCCUAUCUGCCGCUGGUGCAGUACAUUCUGACCACCACGAUCGAGAACAUCGCGGAAGCGGACAAGUACUUGAUGGAACUGAAUACCCUUCUGUCGACGGGUGUGUCGACGGAAACUGGCAGGUACGCAGAAGAUAUUCAAAGGAUUGCGAAUGAAACUAUUAACCAAGUGGUAGACGGUUUUGCCGGUGAGAACAUUAGUACUGAAGCAGCCUUCAAUGAGGUUUUGUUAUCGCCGAAUAUUGGGAGUGCCCCAAGACAUUCGGAUCUGAUUGCUGCAGCAACUAACCUGAGUGCAUUAUUCACCAACGCCACGCUGAUGCAACAAACGAACGCAAUGAUUGCCGCAUUUAUCAAAAUUAGCACAUCAUUGACCUCGCGCAUUGCUACACUGCAAGCAGGUUUCAAUGUGCUUGACUUUCCACUCUUCAAGCAGCUCGUGGACACGCUGAUGGGUAAUGACGAGUACGGUCGCUACUGCUAUCAGAAGUACAAGGAGCUGGGAAAGGGAAUUUUUGGCCAGGCUUUCGAUUCGGCCUGGCAGUGUGUGGACAACGAGUAUGCGCGUCUCGAAUACUUGAAGAUCACCCUGGGGUUUAUGAUUGAAAUACUGGCUUUCGAUUACGAGGAUGUGAUAGAACAAGUAAAAGUAUGUGAUAAUCUUACCAGUGGGGAUAAUCUGAACAAUUGCGUCUCACAGCUCGCCAACUUUUAUACGAAUCUGUUUCCCCAAACUGCCAAUAAGAUUUCCACCAUGUAUCAACUCGCUACAGAUGAGGCCACAGCCAGCGAGAACCGUAUCCUUAUAUGCAUCGAGCUAGUUUACAUUCAAGGAACUGUCCUUGAGCCGCAGAAAAUCUCCGACAAUCUGGCAAUCUGUAGCCGAGACGGCCCAAAGGGUUCGGAUUAAGUAAAGCCAAGAGAAAACAUACCUUGUUAUGCUACAAGCAUAUCAUAGAAAGAAAAUGAUGCCAGAGAAAUAGUGCAAAUAAACGCAACGACGCUAGCUGAGCACGGCUUUAUCAUAGUUAAGAAAAAAUCUCAACUUGCAACUUGUUGAUGAUGUUGUCGUAGAUCUACCAGCAGUUCAAUUUCAUAGUUGCAGAACCUCGACUAUGCACAAUACAGCCUUACCUGCUUCGAGGUUGUUUACGCCUCGUAGAUCAGGAAUAAUACUUUGGUAAUACGUCUCUAAUUUUCGUUACUUACUCCCUUAUCUGAAAACAUGAUCAUUUACAGUUAUCAACACUCUUCAACAAAACAAGAAAUUAAUGCCAUCAACUGAUGCAUGUUUUAUUUUUUCCUUACAUACCUUCUCUGUUGGCUUUUCGAAGAUAUAUCGUGAAUGAUAGCAUGCUUGCAUUGUAACGCAAUGUUGAAGUGAUAAACUUGAAUGACGUCUGAGAUCUGACUACAACUUUACUACACGUAAAUCUUUUUAACACAUGGAAUGGUAUGCAAUAAGGUCGGAAAUAGGGUCUGAAAUAAGUUGUAACGUU